Molecule: messenger RNA, 3247 nt
Organism: Neofelis nebulosa (Clouded leopard)
Lineage: Eukaryota; Metazoa; Chordata; Mammalia; Carnivora; Felidae
Gene: MIMS1
Product: family with sequence similarity 210 member A
Exons: 6
Coding region: 460-1260 (266 amino acids)
Cellular component (GO): mitochondrion
Source: RefSeq, a predicted model, not a curated record
GGGCGCGGCUGGCGGGCCCCGGGGGGGCGCGGCGGGGCGGGAGCGGCGAGAGUCUGCCUGACCCGGGUGGGUUCCGGCAUCUUGACCCACGUUUGGUCAGGUCACUCUCCUGAGUGACACCUCCGUGGCGUCAGAGGAGCUGUCUUUCGGCCUGUGCGGCGGGAAACGCGGUGGCCUCAACGUCCUAAGAGGACAUACAAGAUUUAUUUCAAUUCAUUUAUAAGAUUUCUUUAUGCACUGUUUUGAUUAUUUGGCUCAUUAGUCAUCCAGCCUGCUUCCUGGUUUGGAUUAUACUUUUGUCAGUGAAAGGAAACGGACUAGUAACUUGCAAGUUUUUUGGUCAAAGUAAAGAAGCAGUCCUUCCACUCCUCUUUGAAGAAUUUAACCUUGCUUUGUGGGAAGUCCCUGUAAUGGUACCUUCCCUGAGAAGCCGAAAUCCACUAAUCACCGUUCUUCAAAAUGCAAUGGAAUGUAUCAAGGUCUAUAUUCCGACUGGCACAUAGGACAUGCAUGGAACCACACUGUCAAAACAUAAAGGGACAAUUACUUUUGUAUAAAGCUGAAUCCAGAGUAGUUUUGGUACAGGGCCCUCAAAAACAAUGGCUGCACUUAUCACCUGUCCAAUGUGUUGCAAAGGAAAAGAAGCCAUUUACUGCUCAUCCACCCCAACCGGGGGUCCUUCACCAUAGACAGUGGGAGCAAGAUAUUUUAUCCAAGAGGGUUAUAUCAUCCAAUGCCACAUCCCCAGGAACUCCUUCGGAAAGAAAGGAAGAGCCUGAUCCUUUACAAGACAAAUCUAUUAGUCUUUAUCAGCGAUUUAAGAAAACAUUUAGACAAUAUGGAAAAGUUUUGAUUCCAGUACAUCUAAUAACUUCUGGUGUUUGGUUUGGAACAUUUUAUUAUGCAGCCAUAAAAGGAGUGAAUGUCGUUCCUUUUCUAGAACUCAUUGGGUUACCUGACAGUGUAGUAAACAUUCUGAAAAAUUCCCAGAGUGGAAAUGCCCUAACAGCAUAUGCCUUGUUUAAGAUCGCAACACCUGCCCGAUAUACCGUGACUUUGGGAGGAACCUCCUUUACUGUGAAGUAUUUGCGUAGUCGGGGCUACAUGUCAACACCACCUCCUGUUAAGGAGUAUCUGCAGGACAGGAUGGAAGAGACCAAGGAGCUUCUCACAGAGAAAAUGGAAGAAACAAAGGAUAGACUCACUGAAAAAUUACAGGAAACCAAAGAAAAAGUUUCUUUUAAGAAAAAAGUGGAAUAGGGUGCCUUAUAUAACAAGUGACAGACAAUUUCUGCACUUUAACCCUUUGGAGACUGCGCAAAGAUACAUGUUCCUGAUUAUUUUUUUGAUUAGCUACCAAAAUAUACCAGUUCUCUGAGGGUUAAAGACCUAAGAUACCUUUUUAAGGUUAAAUAUUACUAGAAAAAUCAGUGUUCUUUUGGGAAAAAAAAAAAAUGAACCCAGGUUAGAAUGAACAUCAAUACCAUUAAGCAGUGGUUAAUAUCUCAUAAGUCAGAUCUCUUUUUCAGGGUCUUAAGAAUCAUAUUUGCUUUGUGUUUUGUUGCAACUAUAAUAUAUGCAAUUGGGGCAGUUGACUCCUUGAAUACCUGAUGUGGCCCUAGACAGGAUGUUAACACUGGGUUUUCAUCUUUAUGUUAUACAUUGAGCUUUUAACUAUAUUCAUUUCUCAAUGUGGAGACAAAACUAUUAUCAAAACUGCUAGUGAAUAAGAGGAUGUUUAGUGUUUCUGUAAAAUCAGUAUAUAACAGUUACACACCAGUUAAAAUAUACACUUUAUAUGAAAGAAGUUGAAUAAAAAUGGAGUCAUACAUGUGUAAAUAGGAUGUAUUGGUUAUAUGUAAAUGAAAAAUUGAACCUUUGAAAAUGAUUUUUACCUGAAGCUUGUCAUAAUCAAAAUUUUUAAAACAAAUAUAUAUGGCCAUAUACAUACCUAGAGCAUAAAUCUCUACUGUGAGUCAUUUGUGUUCUCUCUCAACUAAUCUUUCAGAGGAAAAGUGAAAAUAAUACUACCUUAAGUUUAUUGUUGAAAUCAAAUAUUCUUAAGCCAUGACUCAAGUUUGUGGUUCUCAAGCAGAUACAGGUGUGGGAGGAAGGAAAGUGCCAUUAGGUUGUCCCAGAGCUGAGUCACUCCCCCUGCCACGUGGCAGGCCUUUGUCUCCACAGGCCAACACUCUCUCUGUGUCUUUGUUUCAGAGUUCAUGUUCAUUUCAUUGUGGAGUAAAUUUUUAAAUUGCUUUUAAACUGCUUUUUCCCUUUUAGUGAAAUAUCCUUUUUUCCUUAUAUUGAAAUAUGCUUGAGCAUUUUACUUGAAAAUUGUUUUAAUAGCAAAGCUAUCAUUAAAUUAAUCUGUUUGGAAUGAAAUUCAGCCAUUGUCAGGAGAGUUGCCCUGAUUGAGUGCAUUUGAGGAUGUGUGUGUCUGUUUCCUUUUGCUCUAACUGCUUUUACUUAAACUCUAACCCUUGAGUUGAUAUUCAGAACCUCUUUCUAGACCAUCAUUGUUUUGAGUGAUAUGAUAAGGCAAGAGAAUAUCAAAGGGAUUACAAGAAACAAUCCUGUGCGGAUCACUGCUAUGGGGCAGGAUUUAUGUAUUAAAUAUUUAGUUUGGUCAAAUUUGGAGAAUAAGUUAAAGGAAAAAAGGCUUACAUAUGAUACAUCUAAUCAUUGUAUUGGAACAUUUUGUAAGUUAAUAUGCUGUGUUUAGAAUCUUUCCUUUUUUGUGGGGGAGGCAGGGUGGAGCAGCGAGGGGGCCACUGUUGCGCUACCACACACACUUUUAUUCAGGCAGAACAGUUUGGUCUCCUGAUACACAAUGGAACCCAUGAUUUCAGAUUGACAGCACAUAUUCAAAUCUAAACACAGUUUACAUGUUUUAGCUUGCUAAUUAAUCAUAUUUUGAAGAUAUUAAAUGCUAUUAACAAAUUUCUUAUUUUUUUUUAACCACUUGAGACUAUGCCUUGUUUUAAAAUCUUAUAUGAAACUUUUCUAAAACAAAUUACUUUUAUUUUUCACAUUGCACAGGGCAUAUUUUCCAAUAGGGGUAAAUUUGGGAUUCUUAGAAGUCAAUAAUCCUGAGACUAAGAUUUGCUUUUCCUGACUAUCCACUUUUUGUUCAAUCCAUUUGACUUUUGUUGCCCUCCAGUUUCAUUAUUGUGUUUAUCCAGUUAUAGAAAGUGAGAUACUGAUGAGUACUUUGAAAUUGUUUAGUAAAAUAUUAUAUGAAAUAUGA